AUGGCGAACCAUAGCGCUGGAUUUGACACUCGUGCAGUACAUGUUGGUGCAGAAUGCGAUCCUGGGACAGGUGCAGUUGUUAGUCCUAUUUACCUAGCCUCCACGUACAAGCAAGAUGGCGUCGGGAAAAAUAAGGGUUACGCAUAUACUCGUGUAGACAACCCCAAUCGGAAUCAACUGGAGAAAUUGCUCGCCUCCCUUGAAUUGGGUGGGGGAAGCGCCAUCGCAUUCCCUGCAGGAUCUUCUGCAACGGCAAACGCUGUACAAGCACUUGGCCAGAACCCUCAUAUCAUAUGUAUAGAUGAUGUUUACGGCGGUACAUACACAUAUCUGACCCGGAUCGCCAAUGAGGUACAGGGACUCGAAACUACGUUUGUCGAUCUAGAAAGAAGUUCUGACGAAGAAAUAAUAGCAUGCUUCCGAGAGAAUACCAAGAUGGUCUGGCUUGAGCUACCCACGAACCCCUCACUGCGUGUUAUCGACAUUUCUAGAAUUGUCCGGCUUACUCGCGCUCACCCCUCGAACCCUCUUGUACUCAUAGACAACACUUUUUUGUCCCCGUUUUAUUUAUCUCCGUUCCUUCUUGGGGUCGACAUUAUUCUACACAGCCUAACCAAAUAUGUCAACGGUCACUCUGACGUUCUGAUGGGUGCCCUUGUUUUUCCUGCGGAGCCCAAUCACCCACAUGCCACAGCGUAUGCCAGGCGUGCUCGCUUUCUCCAAGUAUUCUCAGGAGCCGUACCAAGUCCUCAUGACUGCUGGCUAGCUCACCGUGGGGCAAAAACCAUGCAUCUUCGGAUGCAAGCUCAUGGUCGAAAUGCUCUCAAAAUUGCCACAUACCUCCAGUCGAUCGCAGGGCCCAACUCAGCUGUAGAGUCUGUUACAUAUCCUGGCCUAGCCACUCACCCACGCUAUGAAGUCGCCCUUAGACAACUCUCUCCCACUGCCAAGGAAUACAUCGACAACUUGUCUCCCAAUGAAACUUCCGAAGGUAUCCCAUAUGGUGGGAUGAUCACAUUCAGGAUUAAAGGAGGCAUAGAUGCGGUAGAGACUUUCUUCAAUCAUAGCCACUAUUUUCCGCUAGCCUUUAGUCUAGGUGGGGUGGAGAGCCUGGGUCAAAUACCGGCGGGCAUGCCCGAGGCUCAGCGUCUUUCACUAGGAAUUACGCCUAAUCUGAUCCGCCUAAGUAUCGGAAUUGAAGAUCCAAAAGAUCUCAUUGCGGACAUCAGACAAGCGCUUCAGGCUGCAGUGCCCAGCUUUGUCCCCGAUGAGCCAGAACCUGCGAAUACAACUCAGGCCAUAUGA
This is a messenger RNA of Rhizoctonia solani, 1305 nucleotides long. Its product is annotated as Cys/Met metabolism PLP-dependent enzyme. Gene Ontology annotation, biological process: transsulfuration. The coding region runs from base 1 to 1305 and encodes 434 amino acids. Gene Ontology annotation, molecular function: pyridoxal phosphate binding; cystathionine gamma-lyase activity. The transcript is spliced from 5 exons. NCBI's taxonomy places the organism in Eukaryota, Fungi, Basidiomycota, Agaricomycetes, Cantharellales, Ceratobasidiaceae. The record is from RefSeq and is a predicted model, not a curated record. Gene Ontology annotation, cellular component: cytoplasm.